AUGGUCGUGCCUCGUGGCACGGCAGCACCCGUACUAUUGAAAUGGUUUUUCAGUAGAGAUGUUCCCAUAGGUGCCCCUUCUUCCAAUGGAAAUUCAUACGCUCCAUGGACGGAGCAAAAAGUGGAGUCUUGGUCAGAGCAAGCCGCCCCAUUCUAUUACCAGACAAAAUUCGGAGAAGCUCACCCGAAACUAGAGCUAGAAACGCCUUAUUUC
Dovyalis caffra is the source of this 213-nucleotide messenger RNA. The record is from the annotation of a GenBank genome assembly. NCBI's taxonomy places the organism in Eukaryota, Viridiplantae, Streptophyta, Magnoliopsida, Malpighiales, Salicaceae.